AUGUCUCUCACAUGGCACAUUGCCCCUCGGGGCUUGGAGGCCGUCCAUGGGAUGUUAGGAGCCCCAGAGCAAAGCCAACCUGAUGAUGGAGAGGCACCACAAGUGGCUCCUGUUGCUGCCCUGGUGUUCUUUCUCAGUGCUUUCGCCGUUAUCCUCGUUAUGUUCACGAUCGUCUACACCUACGGCCACAUUCUCCCAACCCUGUGCAUGAUCGAAUCCCCCGAGACCGAAGCCUACGUCCCCGUCGAUAUUAUCGAGCCGACCAGUCCUCCCGCCUAUUCUGAAACCCCGACUCCCAAAACCACCGACGAGGAAGAUGGUGGUGACCUUCUUUUGGUCCGUAACAAACCCGUGACGGCAUCCAUUCGUGCAACGAUACUGCACCUGCGAGCACGAGCUGGUUACUGGUCACGACUCCGCGGUCUGUCGAUGUUUAUAGUCUGGAGCUUUGUCAGUGGCUUCUUUGUUUCCACACUGGGAACUGCGUUUGGCAGCCGACUCGGAUUUGCCUUCGCCGCCAUUCUUGUCGAGACGAUGCUGUCAACGUUGCACAUGGCCUGGAUACACAUUGUCAUCUCGGAGCCCAAUCCAAAACGAUGGUACCAACGAAUUCCAUCCGUCAAGACCUGGCCGAAGAUUGCCCCAGCUGUCGCUCUGUGGGCCACUGCCAACCAAGUGGUAGCCAUCUUACCCAGGCUGGUCUGUGGCAGCUUCGGCUCCCUCAAGCAUAUGAACAACCCAGACUAUACGCCCGACAAGAAAGAUCUCUACGCAGUGGGUGCGCAGGGCGUCAUGGGCAUGUUCCUUACCGUCCUUCUGUUCGUUCUUCUGCAGAUCCCCGCUAGCGUGACCAUGGUCAGAGUGGCUGCGUCCAUGCUGCCAGAGGAAGAUGAAACAAUUGUGCCAUUCGACAGAACAUUUGGUGGCAAGACGACGCCCACGAUCCUUGGUGGUCAGGGCAAGAUUGGUCUCGUCGAGGCAUGGAGAAGCUUUGCCUGGUCCAGCAGAGUUCGGCUGGUUAAGCUCAUGAUCAAGGUGGCGGUGAUAGUGAUGGCCUUGUGGCUUUUCUUCACCAUGAUCCUCGUUGCCGAAGCGCACUUGUUAUUCGGUGACAAGCUAGGGGAGAUGAUGAGGGCGAUACACGGAGUUGUUCGACAUCAGUAG
Messenger RNA from Exophiala spinifera, 1164 nucleotides. RefSeq lists its product as uncharacterized. NCBI's taxonomy places the organism in Eukaryota, Fungi, Ascomycota, Eurotiomycetes, Chaetothyriales, Herpotrichiellaceae. The transcript is spliced from 2 exons. The coding region runs from base 1 to 1164 and encodes 387 amino acids. The record is from RefSeq and is a predicted model, not a curated record.